AUGAUGUACGAGAAUGCUAAGGGGUCAAGGCAGCCGAAUUGCACCCUUAAGAAGGAGACGGACUCUCAUCAGGAUUCAGGACAUGAAGAUGAUCUGAGGAAUAUCAAGAUGAAGCUUUUCGAGCGAUUCCGCAAGACACUGUCGUCUCUCUACACCAAGCGCGACCGACCCCCAACCUCUCACGCAGACAGCAACAGCAACGAUGAAAGCGAAGUCCAACGAGGCCACUACGUCUUCCCCGCCGAGUGGGAGCGUCACGAAGCAACAAUCAUGGGCUUCCCAUCCCGCUGUUCCCUACCGCCCGAUCAAUACGAAGCUGUCUGCAACGAGCUCGCCCAACUAGCAGCAGCAAUCAGCGAGUUCGAGUCCGUCCGGAUGUACGUGCGGCCCGAGGAAAUCCAAUUGGCCGAGUCCGUGGUCAAACCGUGUGUCAAAGACGCAUCCCGGAUCAGCUUCAUCCCCUGUCCAAUCAACCACUGCUGGGUGCGCGACACGGGCCCUGUCUACAUACGUGACCCAACAGGCAAAUUCCCUCACCGGCGCUUCGCGAUCAAUUUCCGCUUCAACGAAUGGGGCGGCAAGAAGCCCGAGAACGACGGCGUCUGCUGGGGCCAGCAGUGGCCUCUGAUGGACGAAACAGCCCUAGCCGAAAACGCAGAUUUCGCCCGCUGGGUCAUUGAGCACGACCGCGUCCCGGCGCCUGUGACGAUGAUCGAGUCACCGAUUCGCGCCGAGGGCGGCGGGCUCGUGACCGACGGCGAGGGAACCCUGCUCAUCUCGGAAAGUAGUAUUGUCUGCGAUGUGCGGAAUCCAGGGAUGAGCAGGGCUCAGAUCGAAACGGAACUGAAGCGGCUACUCGGGAUUGAGAAGGUGGUUUGGUUCCCUGGAAGGCGUAAUGUUGACAUUACCGACGUGCACAUGGAUGCUGAGGCGAGAUUUGUGCGUCCCGGUGAGAUCGCUUACUCGAAACCGCAUGAUGUUGCUAUUGAGCUGUGGCAGGAGCUGUCUGCCGAGAUCCGAGAGAUUCUGGGCCGUGAGACCGACGCUAAGGGGCGCAGCUUGCAGAUCCAUACGAUCCAGGAGCCGGACCCCGGGGGCUUGGUUAAGUCGGAUCAGGAUGAGUUGUCGGCCAGCUAUGUCAAUUUCUAUUUUGUUAAUGGUGGACUGAUUAUUCCUAAGUUCGGUGAUGAGGAAAGGGAUCAAAUGGCGCUGGAAAUGUUUCAGAGGUUACUCCCUGAGCGGGUGAUUCGACAGGUGUAUGCCAGCGCCAUUCCCCUUACUGGUGGGGUGCUUCACUGCGUCACUCAACAGGUUCCUGCAAUUCAGUGA
Messenger RNA from Penicillium bovifimosum, 1329 nucleotides. Its product is annotated as agmatine deiminase family protein. Gene Ontology annotation, molecular function: agmatine deiminase activity; protein-arginine deiminase activity. Bases 1 to 1329 code for a protein of 442 amino acids. Gene Ontology annotation, biological process: putrescine biosynthetic process. NCBI's taxonomy places the organism in Eukaryota, Fungi, Ascomycota, Eurotiomycetes, Eurotiales, Aspergillaceae. The record is from RefSeq and is a predicted model, not a curated record. The transcript has a single exon.